This is a messenger RNA of Trypanosoma conorhini, 2091 nucleotides long. RefSeq names its product pre-rRNA-processing protein ESF1. Gene Ontology annotation, biological process: rRNA processing. Gene Ontology annotation, molecular function: RNA binding. NCBI's taxonomy places the organism in Eukaryota, Euglenozoa, Kinetoplastea, Trypanosomatida, Trypanosomatidae. The transcript has a single exon. The coding region runs from base 1 to 2091 and encodes 696 amino acids. The record is from RefSeq and is a predicted model, not a curated record.
AUGAAGACGCUACAGAGCUCCUCCCGGGGCCGCGGGGGUCAUGGUGGGCGCGGUGGGCGCGGAGACGCCCGCUUCGCCUCGCGGUACACCGAUGCCCGCUUUCAACUCGCCCGCCGCGGACGCGGACGCGGACGCGGUGGAGGGCGCGGCAGCAGUCCACGCGACGCCGCGCUGAGAGAUCCCCGUUUCGCGAAGCACCUCGUUGGGCACGUGGGGGAACUCCCGGCAGAGUCCGACGAGGAGGCGGACGCGGAGGAGGGGAGCGAGGACGCGCAGGAGUGGGAUGCGCGCGUGCAGGACUCCGAGGCGGACGACGGCGACGUGACCUUGUCGGAGGGGGACGAGAAGGAGCUGGACGACGAGGUGGAGGCCUGGUCGGCGUCAGACGUGGAAUUCACCGAGCCACGUCGUCGUUUGGCGAUUGUGAACUGCAGCUGGGACCAUAUUCGAGCCGUCGACCUCUACGCCAUCCUCUUCCACGCACUUCCACUUGGUGGACAGCUCAUCGAGGUCGCCGUGUACAUGAGCGACUUUGGCAAGCGCAUGCUCGAGCAUGAACGCAUGCACGGCCCGGAUUUGUGGGUUAAGAAGGGGGAGACGGAGGAAGCGGGCACGACUGGGCAGCGCAACGGCAACCACCGCCGCCGCAACAACAACAACGACAGUGAAGUGGGAGAGGAGCUGGUGAACGUCGAAGGCAAUCACGACGACCAUGACGAGGAGGAUCCGUGGGAGGAGGACAACGUCGCGAUGUUGCACGAGGAGGGGGAGGACGGAGAGCUGUUCUCGCAAGGGAAGUACCGCAAGUACGAGCGCGAUCGCAUGAAGUACUUCUACGCCGUGGCGACGUUUGACUCGGCGGAGACGGCGGAGACAGUCUACAAGCAGCUGGACGGCAUGGACGUUGAGGCAAGCGGCGUCGUGCUCGACCUGCGCUACGUUGACGACGCGGAGGUGUUUGAGGAGCCCGUCAACAGGGCAGACUGUAUUCCUGCGAACUACCGACCCCUUGCCGCGUUCAAGGCAGCGGCGCUCUCGCAGACCCGCUUUCGCAUCUCGUGGGACCAAGACGACCUAUUCCGUUACCGCUCCAUCCGCGACAGCUUCACCGGCGACACGGCGGAGGAUGACAUCGCGGCGUACAUUGCUCCGCCCGACUCCUCCGACGAGGACGACGUCGGCGACGUGGGCGGCGCGAAGAAGAAGAGCAGCGCCCGGGAGAGGCUCCGCAUUCGGAAAAGGUACGCCGGAUUGCUGGAGGAGAUCGGCGGCCUGCCAGAGGAGGAGCAGCGCGGCGCGGACGAGGAGGAGGAGGAGGAGCUUGGCAACAGCGACGACGGCAGCGACGACGACGACGCGCUCAACCGCUUCAGCGACGUCGACUUGAGCGACGCCGAGGGGGAGGGGGAGGGAGAAGACGCCCCCGAUGGGUCGGAGGUCAUGGGCGACUUGGAGGCGACCCUGGACCUCGACGCGGGGACAAAGGCGGCGCGCCUGCAGCGCGAGACGCGGCUCAAGCAGUUGAUGAAGUCCGUUGAUCUGGGCAGCCAGGCCGAGCUCAAGUACAAGCUGCGGCGAAAGGAGGUGCGGAAGGCAAAGAAGGAGCUGCUGGCGCAGGAACGCGAGGCGGAGGCGGCGCGGCGGCAAGAAGAGCUCGAGAAGAAGCGGCAAAUGCUGCGUGAGACGCUCGGCACCGACGACGCCGGUGCCACGCACGUGAGCGGCCGGGAGAAGCGGAAGACGCAUGCCAAGUUGGUGAAGCAACGCGUGGCGGCCGAGCGGGAGGCAAAGAAAAAGAUGCGGGCGUCCAACUCGCUUGGCGUCAGCCGGGAGGUGCGUGAGGCGCAGCGCUCUGUGGCCGCCACGGACGCGAUUGACCCACGCUUUCAGGGCAAACUGCUCACCGACCCGCGCUUCCACUUGGACGUGGCGCAAAAAGACAAGCGAACGAAAUCUGAACUUGUGGAUCUUGCAGCCACCGUUGCCACGGCAAGACGAGCAAAGCGUCAGGCGUCGCAGAAGGACGCGAAAGCGGACGGUGCCGUGGAGUAUUUCUUGAAUCGUCCCGUCAAGAAGGCAAGGAGGGAAUAA